This is a messenger RNA of Corticium candelabrum, 1462 nucleotides long. RefSeq names its product nuclear envelope integral membrane protein-like. The transcript has 9 exons. The record is from RefSeq and is a predicted model, not a curated record. Gene Ontology annotation, cellular component: nuclear envelope. NCBI's taxonomy places the organism in Eukaryota, Metazoa, Porifera, Homoscleromorpha, Homosclerophorida, Plakinidae. The coding region runs from base 37 to 1287 and encodes 416 amino acids.
UUGACAUCCGGGACGUCACGCGGCUGCAUGUUUUAAAUGUGCGUUACCGCGUGGCUCUUCAAAUCUCUUCUGCCUGCGUUGCUGCUUGUCAGCAUUUCGCAUAGCGCCCGCAACUGCGAAGAAGACGACUGUUACUGGCUCAAGCCUGGAACAACACCUAGAGACGCACCAAGGCAAAAAUGUAAACCACGUGAGGAUCGGUUGUACAUUUAUUGUUACAAAGGCAUCGAACUGUUUUCUCCAGAGGCGAUUUUUAGGCUAUGGAGCAGCGUACAUGCUCAAGUUUUCUCCAGCACUAAGAACUAUCAGUUGCUGAGUGGCAAUAGUUCAGCCCAAGUGGUACAAGAGAAGAACAAGAUGGACAGUCGCUGGUUGUAUUGGCCAUGGCACCAGGAUUCCAUGAUGUUGUCACCAUUUGGAGAAUCGUGUUUUGGUCUCGUGUUCACUGUGUCUCGGGCAGAGUUCUACAUUAACACUACCAUUCGAGUGAUUCACUGGCAGUUUCCGGUUUGUCUCUUGGUUGGCUUGUUUCUCUUUUUUGCUGCUGAAAGAAUGAGCAGGAAUCCUCUAUUUUUCUAUAGCUCGGGUAUGACUGUUGGGGUACUAGCAUCAGUUCUUGUUGUUGUCUAUAUCUUGAGUCGCCUGAUGCCAACUAAAACUGGUGCAUAUGCUGUUCUGAUUGGUGGUUGGACGAUCUGCACGUAUUUUCUAAAAUGGAUGCUAGAACACUUUCAAGACACAAUUCUUGAAUACAAAGAAUACAUUGCAGGCUACAUCAUUACUGCUGCACUCCUCAGCUUUGCGAUAUGUUACUACAUUGGACCUCCAACAGAAUCACGACGUCAAAACCUUGCCAAAUGGAUGAUCCAAUUGGCUGCGCUCUUUCUUCUCUACUGGAGUACACAAGUGAAAGAAGCAUCAGCUGCAGUAAUUAUUGUUGUGUUGACAUUGUACAUGCUGCCUCCUGCUGUCACAGAUAGAUUUCACACUAUGUGGUUUAGGAUGUUUCCCCCACGAAUUAAGUUGCUGACCGAGUUCGAGUACAGAAAGCAGGCUGUUGAGUUCACGCGUGAUCAGUUGGAUUCUCUUCGAGAACGAUGUCAAGAUCCUGAAUUUGAUGCGUGGGGCACAAUUCAGAGAUUAAAGAACCCAAUGAGAUUUGCAAAGUUUGUACAAGGAACCGAUCAUGUGUCUGAAGAGGAGGCGGAAAGCUAUGAAGUUGAGGAGACAGGUGGAUUUCAGUCAUUACUGUCCAGUAGAGGAGAGGAGGACGACAUAGAGGAUUGAUUUUACUUAGCAUAGCUCUUACUUGUUACAGCAGCAGACAGGCAGGAAUUAAGCAGUGCAUGCACAAAUAGUCAUGCUUUGUGGACUAGACUACUUACUUUAGUCUUUUCGUGGCUGAUCGCAGACAUUUCUAUAUUGCAACAGGAUUUCUUAUUAUAAAAUUAGGGUUUCAAUA